This is a messenger RNA of Astyanax mexicanus (Mexican tetra), 1172 nucleotides long. It is a transcript of the gene txndc9, whose product is annotated as thioredoxin domain containing 9. Gene Ontology annotation, biological process: microtubule cytoskeleton organization. Bases 162 to 842 code for a protein of 226 amino acids. NCBI's taxonomy places the organism in Eukaryota, Metazoa, Chordata, Actinopteri, Characiformes, Acestrorhamphidae. The record is from RefSeq and is a predicted model, not a curated record. The transcript has 5 exons. Gene Ontology annotation, cellular component: cytoplasm.
ACAUGGGCGGGGUCUCCAUAAACCGGCGGCUCUGUUGAGGCUCCGAGUUGAGGCUCUGAUCUGCGCAGUAGCCGGACGGAGAGAGUGCGUCACGGUCCCGCCUCACAGAAAGCCGCGCCGAGAGAAAGGGGAGCAAAGAAGGCCAGGAAAGAAGAAGAAAAAUGGCCAGCCAGUCAAUGGAGAUUGUAGCGAAGGCGCUGGAACAGCAGAUGCUGCACUCAGCACGGCUUGUUGAGGAGCAGCUAGAUGCUGAGCUGGAUAAGUUGGAGCGAAUGGAUGAGGAUGAACUGGAAUGUCUGAAGGAAAGGCGGCUGGAGGCCCUAAAGAAAGCCCAGAAACAGAAACAGGAGUGGCUAUCUAAAGGUCAUGGAGAAUACAAAGAAAUCCCGAGCGAGAAAGACUUCUUUACUGAGGUCAAAGAAAGCAAGAGUGUGGUCUGCCAUUUCUACAGGGACUCCACCUUCAGAUGCCAAAUUCUAGACAAACACUUGCACAUCUUGGCAAAGAAACAUCUGGAGACAAAGUUCAUCAAGUUGAAUGUGGAAAAGGCUCCGUUUCUAACAGAGAGGCUCAGGAUUAAAGUCAUCCCCACGCUGGCUCUGGUGAAAGAUGGGAAGACUAAGGACUAUGUAGUGGGCUUCGGCGAUCUUGGUAACACAGACGAGUUCUCUACUGAAAUGCUGGAGUGGAGACUGGGCUGUUCAGACAUCAUCAACUAUAGUGGGAAUAUCAUGGAGCCACCUGCUAUUGGACAGAAACCAGCAUCAAAGUUUACCAAGGUGGAGAAAAAAACAAUCAGAGGGAAAGGCUAUGACUCGGACUCUGAAUCUGAUGAUGAUUAGAAAAGACAAACAUCUCAUUUUGUUUCUCAGGGCUUUCUACAAAAAAAGUACAAAGUCUUGUAGUACAAACUUGGGUUAUCAUUUUGUUUUUGUUAUUUAACAUUUGUUUAUGAUCACUUUCCUUUGAUACACUAAUUAUGUACUAUUUCGAUGGAAUAUAGCUUUGUAUACAUUUAAUGCAUACAUAUACAUGUAUACAUGCAAAUGUGUAAAUGUAUACACUUUAUGUAUACAAAGAUAUGUGUAUUCAUUAUUAAUUGUAAGUAAAUCUCAAAGGAUUUAACUUGGACUGUCAAGCAAUAAAUUUGAUCACUGUUUAAAUGUAAGAAA